UAUGCAUGGUUCUAUGUAUUUAGGAGGUGCAUAAGUAUACUUUUAUCAUAGUCGGCAGGUGCGGUCAGUGAUGAGCAUGCGGGAAGGUUCUUUAUUCUAUGGGAAACCUCUCGGAUGUCGUCUAUGUGAUGUCACGGAUGUCGCUGCGUGUGCCUCAGCUAGCUGAAGAGCGGGCUUUUUUGUGGCCUGUUUCAAGCUUGGCGCCCAUCGCAUCACUCAUUCGUCGUUCUUCAGACAGCAAGACAGCGAUUCGUGAGCGUCCCAUGUUGAACCAUGGAUCCACCUAUUCCGAAACUAUCAUUGCGCACUAUGACUGCUCUGGACGUCCCAGAUAUCGGUCGACCGCAUCAGCUGAUGAGGCAGGACUCGUUUGGCCUGGUUCCACGUGGACGGAUUCCAUACUACCUUGUAUUAGAGUCUGUCUUGGAGCAACUCUGCAGUUUUUAUGAAAGUGAUGAUUCCCUUCGCAAAGAAUUAUUUGAAGGAGUGCGAAGGCGACUUUAUCAACUUAAGUUCUUAGAUCCCACUCCAGACCUGCAGGAGUUGUGCUCCCUUAGGGUGAAGUUUCGGCGUUCAUUCAGUUAUUUGAUUCAGAAUGUCAGGAGAGACAUUAGUGGACGGCUCAGUGACAGCUUGGUUUGCUUGCCUAGGCCACAGCUUGAUCUCGCACUUCACCAUGAUAAUGAAGUUGUAUGCCACCAAAAACGUUACGAAUAUGACUUUGAAGAAAUUGAAGAAAUUGCUCAAGGAGGAUUUGGAAUUGUGUGUAAGGCUAUGAGAAGAACAGACCGCCAGAUUUAUGCUGUGAAGAAGAUCCCCUUCAUGUACUUCAAUCUGAAGUUCCUAAAGCAGGUAUUAAGAGAAGUGGAGCUUUUGGCUCAGCUUUCUCAUUCUAAUAUUGUGGCCUACAAGUCGGCAUGGAUUGAAAACGUGACAGAUUUUAAGACAAAGUCAAGCACAGCCACUGUUGACAGCUCUCAAAGUACAGUUCUUAUCUCUUCUGGUGCUGGUGACAAGAAAAGCUCGCUGCCAAAUUUUGUUGAGUUGUCUACAUCUCUGGACACGGUACCAGCAGCAUAUCGGAAGCAGCUUUCUUAUAGCACUUCUGUUGAGACAAACCACGUUGAAGAUUUGGAUUGUUGUGAAAGUGAGCACUGUGUUUCACUGGAAGAGCCAAGCAAAGCGACUCUGGACUUCGUUUGUGGUAGUGCCUCUGCAGAGGGAUGGAAAUGUUCACGCCAGAGCUCGAAAAGUGAUAGUGAACUCAGAAAAGAUGCUGAUGGACAUAGCAUAAAUGGAAGAAAGACGUCAAGUGAUGUGGCCAGCUCCCCAGUCAUGAAGACUCCCCGAGAGCAUAUUUUCAGACUUCUUUAUUCUUCGGAUAUUGGAGGCAUGCUGUACAUUCAAAUGGAGCUAUGCUCCAAAAACCUUGCUGACUGGUUGGCCACACGUAAUCAGCAGCUAGCUGAACAAGAGUCAGCUGAGAGUAGCAUCAGCAUCAUUCCAGAAGCAAUGCACAUCUUCAAGCAAAUCUUGAAAGGGGUGGAGUAUAUGCAUUCCAAGGGAUUCAUUCAUAGAGAUAUUAAGCCCCAAAACAUCCUGUUUAAUUUGGAAGGUUCGUUGGUGAAGCUCGGAGACUUUGGCCUUGCCACUCGUAGUAACCAACAGGAGUCGUCCUCUCAUCAAUUACCAUGGGCACCUCACUCAAGUCAUACACAAGGUGUAGGCACCAGCCUGUAUGCCGCACCGGAGCAGUGUAAACAAGCCUCUUAUGACAGCAAGGUGGACAUAUACAGCUUGGGUGUUGUGCUGACAGAGCUACUGUGCCCAUUCUUCACUGUCCACGAACGCCUCACAGAGCUCACAAAACUCCGUAAUGGCAUUCUGCCAUCAGCACUAAAGGAAUAUUCACAGGACAUGGUGAUAGCCAUUUCAGCAAUGUGCCACAGUGAUCCUAAGGAAAGGCCAAGUGCAAAAGAACUCUUGAUUUCACCACUAUUCAUUGCCAAAGACAAGAUCAUCAAGGACUUAAGAGCUGAGGUGAAAGAAAAAGACAGAAAGAUAUCCAGCAUGGCAGAUGAAUUGUCUUUCUUAAAAAGUGAACUAUCGAAGCUGAACUUGGAACUGAAGUGGUAUCAAGAUAACUGUGGCUCUCUGCUGUUUUCACAAAGUGCCAGCAAGGAAAAUGCCGAUGAUGUGUGAUGUGCCUAUGAACACUUCAUGUGUUCAUGUACAUUUUGUGCCAAAGUUUUCCGAUAAUAAAAUCAUUUUUAGAUCUUGUUUCAA
Dermacentor silvarum is the source of this 2286-nucleotide messenger RNA. RefSeq names its product eukaryotic translation initiation factor 2-alpha kinase 1-like. NCBI's taxonomy places the organism in Eukaryota, Metazoa, Arthropoda, Arachnida, Ixodida, Ixodidae. Gene Ontology annotation, molecular function: protein kinase activity; ATP binding. The transcript is spliced from 16 exons. Bases 274 to 2202 code for a protein of 642 amino acids. The record is from RefSeq and is a predicted model, not a curated record. Gene Ontology annotation, biological process: protein phosphorylation.